AUUGCAAACCCUGUUAGAAGGAGGAAGAAGAGCGUGUUGUUUGUUUGGAUUUUUGCAGGCACAAUGGGGACCUUUUCUAACUUUGUCGUUAUUUUAGGACACUUUGUCCUUCUUUCUUCAACAUUAGCUUCGUCUGAUGUGUUCAACAGCGUGUUGGGAAACACAGCAUCCUGUCACAAGUCGUGUGAAAUGACAUACAGUUUGCACACGUAUCCGUCGGAGGACGAACUGUACGCCUGUCAGAGAGGUUGCCGUCUGUUCUCCAUUUGUCAGUUUGUUCGUGACAGUGAGGAUCUGAAUCAGACCAAGUCUGAAUGUGAAUCAACCUGUCGUGAGGCCUACUCUCAGACUGAUGAGCAGUAUGCAUGCAACCUGGGCUGUCAGAACCAGCUUCCAUUUGCUGAGAAGCGAAAUGAACAGCUGGAAGCCAUGAUGCCAAGAAUUCACCUGCUCUACCCCCUGAGUUUUGUGAGAGGAAUUUGGGGAGACAUCAUGAAUCAGGCCCACAGCUUCAUAACCUCUUCAUGGACUUUCUACUUGCAGGCUGAUGACGGCAAAAUUGUAAUUUUCCAGUCCGAGCCACAAGUCAGGUUUUUCUCCCUGUUCGAUGCAGAAAAAGAAGAGAAAGAGGAGCCACAGAGAAGCUUGCCCAGCUUUGGCAGCCCAAUUUACAAGGAUUACCAGGCAUCUUUCAUCCAGGAGAGGGACAGAGAUUUAACUGGAGACCGCAGCUACGAUGACGAUUACAACCUCUUCAGCUGUCUUUCAAGAAACUCUUGGCUACCAGGCUAUAUCCUCACCACAACCCUGAUCCUGUCUGUGCUGGUCCUCAUCUGGAUCUGCUGUGCAACUGCUGCAACUGCUGUAGACCAGUAUGUACCUGCUGAGAAACUGAGCAUCUACGGAGACAGAGAUUACAUAAACGAACAGAAGCUGAUUCCUUACCCAGCAUCCUCCCUGCUGAUCAUCACCUCCAAAGACCAGGAGGAAGAGGCUGGGCCGCUACCUCCCAAAGUGAACCUGGAUCAGUCCAACAUCUAGAUGCCAAAGAUGUAGCAAAAAAAAAAAAAAAAAGAAAAGGGAUUUCCUCCUCUCUGAAUAGUCUUAGAUGAUUUUUAUCCUCUGGCACUAGACCUGUGCUUCUUGUGGUCUAAUCAGGAGUAAACCUGCAGCACAUUUUGAUAUGAUGCAUCGUUCCCCUUUUUAAGCUUUUAAAACUGGAAUGAUGGAAGGGUGAUUUUUCUGUAUAUUGGUAUGAUUGAGGCAUUAAAGGGAUGGCAGAAAUAUAGGGACUGGGGCUUUCCCUACUUUUUGAUUUGUGCUUUAGUUGUGUGGUUAUGUGCUUAUUUUAUUAAAUCACGUUUAAAUGAAUUAUUUGUGUAUUUGAAGUGAUCCAGGCUUAACCCCAACUUGUGAAAAUAUGGCUGUCACCCAGUUUGUUCUUACAUUUCUACUGCAGCCAGGUGAUAUUGAAUUUUACUAUAAAUUUCAUGCUUUAAAUUUUAAUUUAUAGUGAUGGUACAAACGGUAAGUCUUUUUCUGCUUCAUUGAUGUCUGUUUACCUAAUGAUGGGUCAGAAUUAAAUGCAAUAAAGUGAA
Molecule: messenger RNA, 1598 nt
Organism: Cheilinus undulatus (humphead wrasse)
Lineage: Eukaryota; Metazoa; Chordata; Actinopteri; Labriformes; Labridae
Gene: tmem59
Product: transmembrane protein 59
Exons: 8
Coding region: 64-1041 (325 amino acids)
Biological process (GO): positive regulation of autophagy
Cellular component (GO): lysosome; late endosome
Source: RefSeq, a predicted model, not a curated record